Erigeron canadensis is the source of this 774-nucleotide messenger RNA. RefSeq lists its product as uncharacterized. NCBI's taxonomy places the organism in Eukaryota, Viridiplantae, Streptophyta, Magnoliopsida, Asterales, Asteraceae. The transcript has 2 exons. Bases 1 to 774 code for a protein of 257 amino acids. The record is from RefSeq and is a predicted model, not a curated record.
AUGAUGAUGAUGGAUUUUAUUGUGACAAUCAUCGUGUCACUUGAAUACACGGUAAACCCAUCAAGGCUACGGCCUCCAUCCUCACCAGAUUUUCAUCUUCUCCUCUCGGCUAUAGGCGACGAGGCACCUCCUAAAGAGUCUGGAUCCGGCAAAAAGGUCGAGAAUACAGGAUCCAAUUCUCACACACUUCACCCGGUAUACACCGUCACCAACAUUCAAAAUAAAGUUCGAAGCUUGGACGGAAUCAAAGUAACCUACUCUUCGUGGGUUAAACUCUUUCAGUUAAACGCGCGAGGGUAUAAGUUUCUGGAUCAUAUUGAUGGAACCCUUCCACCGGCGAUUGACGAUCCCAACCGUGCCUACUGGCUUGAGAUCGACGCUAUUGUGCUUCAGUGGAUUUGUUCCACUGUUUCCGACGAGCUUCUGGUCCGUGUUCUUGAAACCGAAUCCACCGAUCUUGAAGCAUGGAACCGGUUGAAGAAGAUGUUUCUCUACAACAAAGGACCUAGAGCUGCCGCGUUAGAGAAAGCUUUCACUAAUCUUACCCUAAAAUUCAUGCCUUCUCUUCAUGAUUAUUGUCAAAAGUUGAGGGAAACUGCGGCUCAAUUGGGCGAUGUUGAUCAACCUGUGUCAAAUGAGCGCCUCAUCAUUCAACUUGUAAGUGGCCUUCCGCCUGAAUAUGAUGUCGUUGGAGCCCAAGUUAACAAAGAUCUCCCAUCGUGGGAGGAAGCGAUAAACCUUCUUGAUGCAGACGAACGUCGCCAACAAGCCUGA